UUAAUUUCAAGCAUUUUUAUCGAUUAUAACAUUAAAAGAAUAAUUGAUUACAUUAUCUAAUUAAAAUGAGAGUGUUUGCUCUUCAGUCGAAAAAGAUGUCAAUUGUGAAACAACCUUUUAAGUGUUGUGAUUUACGGCAAGAUUAAAUUGAAAACUAAAAUGAAGUAAAAAGUCGUGUCUGUUAUGGUGAACAACAAAGUAAUUUACUAAAGUUGUGUGGAAUAUAAAACGGAACAUACAAAGGAAUGCUUUCUCAUAAACAUGCAGAAACCAUUACGAGAGCUGGGCCUAAAGCGUUUAUGGACAGCAGUCAAGUCAACAAACGAUAACAGCGCAGGACUACAGGACGAACAGGGUUUAGAAUCUAGUACAGAAGAAGCGAAACCAGGUCCUAACUGCUCACUUCCUUUAUUGCAGGUUUGGCCGAGUGCUGAUUCUCCUCGGGGUGAAGCAGACGGACAAAGUUUUAUUUUCCCAGCUUGCGCCGAGGAUGCUACUUCUCAACACUCCACCUGCUUCGACAUCAAUCAUCACAAUGAUUCUGGCAUUGAAUCCACACAGGUUUCACCCUCACCAAUCCCAUGUGCCUCAUCAUCUCCCAUCAAUUCACCCACCCCCAGUAUACGACGACCAAGCAGCGCUCUCCUCCAUCCCGACCACGCCAGACUCCUCCGUCUCUACCCCAUGUCAUCCCCUGAACAAACCUCAUUGGAGGACGUCUCCGAUUCCCACAACCACGUGAUAUCGGCUUCCUCUUCAACCACGUCGUCGUUAACCUCCGUCGCCGCCGCCGUUUCAGGUGGUUGCGGCUCUCGAACCAGCGAUUCUGUUGACAGCCGAAGAAGAUCCUCCACCAUGACGGCUCGCUACUCUCUCUUCGACGCCCUUGACCUCGAAUAUGCACUCUUGAGGGCGGCUGCGAGAGGCAGUGUCGGCCCUUACUCCCUUAGCGAGAGCCUUCAUAAGCUCACCUUCACACAGAGCCUCGCUUUUCCCGCACUGGCUCGAGGACUAACCGGUAAAAGAAGGCGCUCCCAACAAAAUAACAACACUCGGCCAUUAGAUCCGUCUGAAAGCGGACUGAACGCCUUCGCCAAAGUAGUGACAGCGCUCGUCCUCGUACUUGUUAGUGUUUUAGUGUUUGCCGUUGUUUACAAGUUUGUGAAGACGUGAGGAUUACUUUUGGCUCCUGGAGGAGCAAGAAACGCAAGGUUCACUUUGGCGAGAAACACGUCUGGCUCGUCGGGAUAUCGGAAUGCUGGCGAUGUUACGUGAAAGUGAGGGCCCGCCAGGAAUAUUUGUUCAAACAUAUGAAACUGUGUAGUUUCAAAAGGAAUUGAUCGUAGUUAUGUAGAAUAGGAAGAGGCUUAAAGCAUAUGAAAAGUCUAUGAAUUAUUUAUGAUAAAUAGUCCGAUAUGACGCUUCGUCAUAUGAUCGAAUGCUUUUUACAAUAUUGAAAAUUAAAAGAGAAUUUAUGUUUAGGAUUUUGUUCAACUCCAAAGAGUUUUUGAAAUUUUUGUAAGAUUUGUGUAUUGUCAUUCAGCUGUUCAUAAAUUUAUCAAUCGGUGGUGAAACUAUACUAUAUAUAUGUAAUGUAACUUAGAAAUAUUACGAAAAUGUGUAAGUUAAAUUAAAUUAUUAAGAGGUCUGUUUGAGAAGGCAUUGGUGCAUUGUGCCUUAAUACAAAUAACACAAAUUGAACUUUUCAGCUAGAACUAAAUUAUUUACAAACGAAAUGUUGAUUUUAUCCUUGAACUUUAAACAAUUUAUUAGAUACUCGUAAUGUCAUCAUCAGACCCUUUCAGUUUCCGAUGUUGAACAUUUCCAAAAAAUUAUACUUACUUCGAGACGAUGCCAUAACAUGGUAGCAUACAGAAAACAAACAGAGCCGCAUAUUUAUUGCGUUCGAAAUGCUUUAUUUGACUCCAAAUUAAUUAAUUUUUAAUAAUCAAUAUAAAUCAAAAAUAUGAUCUUUUUUUGUUUAUGAUUGCUUCCAUUGUUUAUUAGACUCCACCAUCCUCUAUUGUUAUGUUAUAUUUCCUGAAACUCCUAAUGAAUGAAUGGCUGAAUGAAUAGGAUGUCACUUUGCACAUUUUGAGAAAUAAAUUUACUUAAUAAGUCCAUUAUUUUGUAUGUAUAUUCAUUUAAAAAUUCUUUUAUUAGUGAACUGUGGUUGCAAAUUAGCUUACUUCUAAUGAUUAAUAAGUAACAGAGAAAAUUUGGCCUUAUAAUGAAUAAAUCCAAUUAUUGUUAGGUAAAGUAAAAUUAUCUCUAUCUGUCCACUUUGUAAUGUAUUUUUUGUCGCACGUUUUGUAACAAAAUUUGAUUUGGACAUCAUUUCGCAUUUAAAAUAUUUUACCUCUAUAGUUAAUUUGUGUGUUUAAAAGAGCAGAAAUUGCAUUAUUGAUAUUACGUUUAAUACUCGUAGUGGAUAGAUAAUUGUAAAAUUACUUGUGCUUUCCUGUACAACAUGCUACAGUUUGUAUCAUUGUUUGGAACAUAUUAUACGUAUUAUUUAGGGAACAACCCCCAGAACUCUUUUAAAGUUUUUUUCGGACACUGUAUAAUUUAAAACUGCGUAAACCUAUUCCUGCUUGCUUUUAAUUAACACGUUUUAAUCUUUUCUAUUUUUAAUGUGCUUUAAUUAAAGACUAAUGAUUCAUCCUCAAAUUCUUUUACGUUUCCGCUACAAGCUUAAUAAACCUCACUUUAUUUAAGUUAACGAGAAGUAAAUAUUUAGCGGUUAAACGGCCUUGACUUUAGAAAUUGCCAAUGUUCAUUUGUAUCCUUCUUUAGAAUAAUAUUUUUCAAUAACAGAAAGUCCAAGGUUUACUUGUAAAAUCUAAAUACUUAUUAUACCUGUUGUUUAAUAACUUCCAUAGAAGGAAGCAAGAGUUGUGGGAAACAUGGUUUUAUAUUUUAUAUAAAAAUAUUUUAAGUACGAGUAUGUUCAUUUUUUUAUUUAGAAAUGAAGUAACCUUGUGAUUACAAUGGCUUUAUAUUUUUAUAAAGUAAUGUUACACUCCUUGGUAUAUAUCAUUUUAAAAUACUCUGUUAGAUGAAUAAAAUAAUCUUCUAUUAAUUACAGAAAUAAGUAUAUAAUAUACAAACUGCGACAUUUUUUUAACUCUAAACAUAUUUUCUACGUUCAGUUUAAAAGAUCAAUGCAUUUUCUAUUUUACAAUGCAAGCAAUUGAUUAACUAUGGACUAUGUUUAGAGGUAAAAGAAAUGUCCAGGUAUAAUAAUAUAACAUAAAAAAAAUAUAUUAAUUAAGGGUUUUAAUAGUAAAAAGUUUUUCGAAUGGCCUAAAUUUUUAUAUCAGUGUAUUAAAAAUGGCAACGUCAACAGUGUAUGUACUGUAAAACUUUCUACAACGGAGCAAUUUUGUAAUAAAUUAUAUAUAUACCCAUGUAUUAUUAAUUAUAUAACUUUUAUAUUUGAUGCUUCCAAAAUAUAUAAAUCUCGUUACAUUCGAAACGGAAAUGUGUUGUUAUUAGAGUUGGUGUUUUGGAAUUGGUUCAGAAUUAUACUAAUCAAUCAUCAAUAUCUUUUUUCAAGGUCCGAUUGGCACUUAAACGUAAACAAAUGGUAGUAUAAGAAAAACCCAAAGGUAGUGGCAAUUUAUACUACUUUGUUUAUAGUAGUUAUUUUUGUAUUAAGUGUGCUAAAUGGUUGUUUUUAACGCUAUCUGUAUAAGACUGAAGGUCAAGACAAAAAAUCACUACAAUAUUUAAUACAGUUAUUUAAACUACUUCAAAAUUUACUUGUCAUGUUUCUGUCAGUGCGUGAAAUACCGUCAGUGGGUGAAAUGAGUAUUUGAAGCACUGUUAUGAAUUUUGUGCCCUUAACAAAAAAUGCCUAACUUUGGGUGUUAUAGAAUUUUUUAAUUUUUUAUAUUACGAGAUGUUUACAUUUGGGAACCAAUCGGAUAUAAUUAUUAUUUUGUAUAUUUUUAUAAAAAUUAAAAUUCACUUUAACUGAUAAUUGUAUUUUCAAAAUACAAAUAAUAACUUACAUAAGCAUGUGUACUUAUAUAUUUAGAUAAGGCAAUUGAAAGAAAUAUUUAUUCUUGUUACAUGACAAUCAAUUAUUAUUACAUGUUAUACCUACUGUAUUCUGCACAAACAAUAAAAUAGAAUAAA
Messenger RNA from Tribolium madens (black flour beetle), 4143 nucleotides. RefSeq lists its product as uncharacterized. The coding region runs from base 262 to 1173 and encodes 303 amino acids. NCBI's taxonomy places the organism in Eukaryota, Metazoa, Arthropoda, Insecta, Coleoptera, Tenebrionidae. The transcript has 4 exons. The record is from RefSeq and is a predicted model, not a curated record.